This is a messenger RNA of Prionailurus viverrinus (fishing cat), 3551 nucleotides long. RefSeq names its product chromosome B3 C15orf62 homolog (gene CB3H15orf62). The transcript has 2 exons. NCBI's taxonomy places the organism in Eukaryota, Metazoa, Chordata, Mammalia, Carnivora, Felidae. The coding region runs from base 2339 to 2866 and encodes 175 amino acids. The record is from RefSeq and is a predicted model, not a curated record.
CCUGGCGGACAGAGGGGGACAGGAGAUGGUCAGGGCAGCAGGGCACAGCCACACAGAAUCUAGACUUGGAGGACUGGGUCUACACAGAGCUAAGGUCUUGAGGCAAGGAGUGAAGAUGCCCGGGACUUCUCGGCUGGCUCCCCUCUAAGCCAUCUCAAGCAGUUCUCAACCCCCCUCCCCGCAGGCCUUCCAUCAACAGUCAGCCCUGCUUCAGCUUCUUGGGCUGAAUCACUUCUUCAUGUUCCAGCCAGGCCCUGUCUCCCUCCAUUUCCUCUCCGGCCUUCGUGUGACACUCCUUUCCUCUACCGGUGGCUCCUGCUUCUCACAGGUUUGCAGUGAAGGGGUUGUCCCGAGGUGCAGAAAUCCACUCCGCUUUGCCAGGUGGAGGCGACAGCACCGCCCCCUCCCAGCUGCCCACCUCCCUGUGGUCUGGCUCCUGUGGGACAUGAGAGAAGGGAGCCCUACCCUGGACCCAGCCUCUGUCAGCCCGCCCUAGAAGGAGAGAGAAACAAGCAUGAAGCUGUUUGCCUCUUAAAAAUACACACCAGGGCUGCUGGAGGGCAGGGCCUGUGCCUUUUUCUUUUAUGAUCUUGCCAGCACAGUGUGGGGGAUUAAAGAGUGCUAUAUAUCAAUAAUCAAAAGAAUAAUAAACAAGCAAUCCAAUGGGCCAAGGCUGUGGGGUGGGGAGGCAGCUCUACAGGAGACUUGAUCCACCAAGCCCACACCUGAUAAGGUCUGCAGUGGGAAUUAAAUCACUUCUUCCGUCAGUACAGCUGGAGUGGCGUGAAGCGGAAGCCCACCCCAGUUGGCCAGGGAGUGAGCCGGGCCGGGGGGUUGCAAGGCAGAGCACACUGCUAAGCCCUGUUCUUUGGUACACCACUCGAGUUUGCACUCAUGGAAUUAUCCCGGGGGAGAGUUCAGUGGUCAGUGACCUGGGGGAUAAGAAGGGAGUGGCUGGGGUUAAGAUGCCAGGCCUUGGCCAAGUGGUAUGAAGUAAAGGGUGUACAGAACCAGGAAGUGUUACUCAGCCCUGAUCCCCCUGCUUCUCGGAAUAGUGCCAGCCUUGCUGUUUCCAGCCACAGCAGCUUCCAGGAGAGUUGUCCUCCCAGCCAGACCCACCCACCUAAGGCUGGCCCAGAGUACUGCUGACACUUCAGGGCAGCCCUAUGUGGCCUUUCCGCAGAGGAGGGACCACGAAUAAGGCCCAAGAGGCCUGAGGGGAAGGCCUGGAGCAUGGCGGGAGAGGAGACAGCAGGACCCUGGCCCUCAACUGCUCUCUCUGGCCCUGAGGCUACCGGAGGAAAUCGAGGAAGAUGAGGAACUGCCAGACUGGGUGUUAGGCCCAGGAGAGGGCAGUUCUCCCUCCCCAAGGUAAUGCUGCACUGCUGAGAAAACUUAAGAGUCACCCUGGCAUGCCCUGAGCCCAGCCCUGGGAGGAGCCAGCCCUUUAUAGACAUGGGGCUGCUUCCCGUUAACACACCCUCUGCCCCCCCCCCCACCCCCAUACCUGCAGGCUUGGCUAAUGAGGGCCUGUCACCAGGCCGCAGGACUGAGUCACCCACACCAGUGACAGGUUUCUCUUCCUUCCCCAACAACUGUUCCACAUGCCUGCCUUUCAAUUAACUCCCACCCUCCCUGAGCUCCUCCCUCCCAGACACACGAAGGGGCAGCUGGGGAGCAGGCCCACCAGCUAGGGCCCAGGGCAGUGGGGCUGUGGGGCAAAAGGAGGCAACGUGGUGACACACAAAGUAGGGCUGCCCCCCAAAAGUCCCCAGGGGAAUCCUAAGCUUCCCUGUGCCUUGGGGUGUUGGCCGCGGCUGGCCCAAUCCCUGCAUGCGGAUGCCGCAAUUACCUAAGAGCAUGAAACCCAGCUUCCCACCUGACUGAGUCACCUGAAAACAAUAACACGUUCCCCACUGCCACACACCGGCACAAACAGCCAAGCUACUAAUCAGAGCCCGGGAGCCGCCGUGGAGAGGCCUGGCCCUGUGCUGCCCUAGAGCCAGGCACAGGGGCCAGGGAGGGAAGGUGAACUCAGGACCACCAGAAGCCAGGCGCUGGGGAAGCAGCACAGGCCACUCUCGCACCACAGAGAUCCAUCUCUGACACCACAGGCACUGCCCUCACUCCGGCUCCAGAACUCCCGGUUCUCUACUCUCCUGGACAAAAGUGCCCUCUUCCCAGGACCCCUUCCCACCAUCCAAGAUGCUUCUAGACCACUAGGGCUGUCUCCCUGAUUCUUGCCAUUCACUGCUCCAGUGGGGACCUAAUGCUCCCUGGCAACUCUUGAACUGGGCUGCUGAGGUACGGAGUUUGUCUGCUGGCUCCCCUGGGUGCCAUGGAGACCUGGCGGAAAGGCUCCUUCCGCAACGCCUCCUUCUUCAAGCGGCUGAGCCUGGGGCGGCCGAGACGACUCCAGCGACAGGGCAGCGUGCUCAGCCAGGCCAGCACGGCUGGCGGGGAUCACGAGGAGUACAGCAACCGAGAGGUCAUCCGGGAGCUUCGAGGGAGGCCAGAUGGACGGCGCCUGCCUCUGUGGGGGGACGAGCAGCCCCGGGCCACCCUGCUGGCCCCACCCAAGCCUCCUCGCCUGUACCGAGAGAGCUCCAGCUGCCCCAACAUCCUGGAGCCCCCACCUGCCUACACUGCUGCCUACACGGCUACCCUGCCCUCGGCGCUCUCCCUGGCGGGCACCCUCCACCACUACUCUGAAGAGGACCUUUUGGACACUCCCCCCUUCCAGAAGACACCUGCCCCAGACCUGAGUGAUCCCUUCUUCUCCUUCAAAGUGGACCUGGGGAUUUCACUUCUUGAGGAAGUUCUACAGAUGCUGAGGGAGCAAUUUCCCAAUGAACUUAGCUUCUGAAUGGAGUGCAUGGAAGGCAGAGGUGGGGUAACUGGAAGAGCUGGAAGCCUGGAGGCCCAGGGAAGGAGGAUACAGUUGCAGAUUAAGAAAAAGGUAGGGACAGAAAUCCAGGAUCCUGCCUUCCUUCUGGGUCCUGAACAGUCUUCCAGGUUAUCCUGGAGCAGAGGGACAGAGGGACAGAGGCAAGCCGUAGGAAAUGUCUUGAGGGGGUACUUGCUGGCGGGAGCCCUGAAGGCAGCUGGCUAAGCUGGGGAAGGGAGGCCAUGCCUAUAACCACGGGGACAAGGCAGAGGCCAGCAGAGGGGGAGGGGAGCACCAGGGGUGAGUCAGGGAGUGGAGGACUCACACUGAGCAGAUCAGAUGGGUGCCCUGCAGCAGCUCCUCUGAAGCCACUGUUUAUAGAGAGACGUUACAGGGCAGGUCUAGGCAAAAGUGGUCUGACCCAGGCCAAAGAGGAAAGUGGGGAGACCUGACGGAAGAGCCACUAAGGACAUGUGGUUGUUCAGAUUGAAAUGAAGUAAAAUUAAAAAUUUAGUUCCCUGGUUACACUGGCCACAUUUCAAAUAUCCAGCAGCCACACGUGAUUAACGGCUACCACAUCGGACAGCGCCAGUUGCACGUAAACAUCACUGGAGAAAGUCCUGUUGGACAGCACUGGCAGAGACCAGGGCCCGGAGCCACCAGU